AUGAUGCACCGUUCUGGCAGUGAGCCCAACAUCAAGAUCGUUGAUGCCAGUGGCGCGCGAUCGUCGGGAUCCGACGAUCGACCGACCAAACCCGUUCGGCUGCAGAGGGGAGUGAGGGGAGAGCUUCUUCACUCCGUCUUCGUCAGCCUCUUGGAUCGCGACGCGCAUGGGCGAGCUGUCAAGGUCCGACCAGAAACAGCAGUCAGAGCAGGGAAGAUUCAGAUACAAGACGAAGCUAUUCACAAGAUUGAGCCGAUAGCCAGAGCCAAUGGAGCAAGAAGGGACAUUCCAGUUCCCUGCCAGAGGGGAAUGCGAGCAGAGCUACUGAAAAGAGCUUUUCAAGCUCAUAGGAAGCAGCCUGACAUUGGAAUAUCUCCAGAUGAGCCUCCCUUAAGGGUCGCUAGCAACCCUCCGGAUCCAAUCAGGAGCAGUCGAUCUCGCAGUGAAGAACCUUCAAUACCAAAGAAGGUCUGUGAGGCCAUGCCCAGACCUGCUGCGUUUCGGCAUCACAGAGGAGUCCGUGGCUCCCUCUUGUGGGCUGUCUUACAGAACCUCGCCUCAAGGAAGACGGGGCAGGAAAGCGAAAACCAUGUACAGCACGUUCGAAUGGGAAGGGAAGACGUCGAUAUACAUUUUGGUUCAAGCUCGACAUUCAGUAUCGAGAUUCCUGCACUGGAGAUUGUCUGUGAUGCCAAGAUACGCAAUGUGAUGGACGUUUCAUGGUCUGGGCUGAAUGGGAUCGACAAUUCUGAUUGGAAGGAUCGAUUUUGUAUGAUCGACAACGAAAACAACUUGCACAUCUAUGAUAGCAUCGAGGCCAUUCGCUCCUCCAUCGUCAUCCCGCUGGUCAUGCUUUCUAUGGCGACCAUAGAUAAUCAAAUUCCUAUUCUCGAGCUCAGACUGCACGAGUGGGAGCUUCAGACUGGAGGGAAGUACUCUUCGAAUGAGGGGCGGCUUUAUCUCCAUGCAAAAACUCUGGAAAUGUAUAUGUCAUGGCAAAAAGCCUUACAGCUGGCCAUCGACGAGGAUAAAUCUAACGACAAGAUCUUGGAGAGAUCUGGCAGCCCUAGAGCUCUUGAGUGUGAGCGGGGUGACUCGGCCAUUCUCAUGGAGCACAUCCUGCCGCUAAAUGUCGACCUCAACGACCUGUAG
Messenger RNA from Guillardia theta CCMP2712, 1152 nucleotides. RefSeq lists its product as hypothetical. NCBI's taxonomy places the organism in Eukaryota, Cryptophyceae, Pyrenomonadales, Geminigeraceae. The transcript is spliced from 6 exons. Bases 1 to 1152 code for a protein of 383 amino acids. The record is from RefSeq and is a predicted model, not a curated record.